Messenger RNA from Tauraco erythrolophus (red-crested turaco), 927 nucleotides. The record is from RefSeq and is a predicted model, not a curated record. Lineage: Eukaryota; Metazoa; Chordata; Aves; Musophagiformes; Musophagidae.
CUGACCCCGCCCAGCGGCACCGGCCGUGCCGUCGAGGACUUCCAGGCAGUGGUGCAGCCCAUGUUGGCCGAUGCCGACAUCGCCACCACCGUCUUCAUCACCGAGAGACCCCAGCAUGCACAUGAGAAGGUGCGGGAUGAGGACCUGUCGCAGUGGGACACGUUGGUGGUCAUGGCCGGGGACGGGCUCCUGUACGAGGUGGUGAACGGGCUCAUGGAGCGGCCGGACUGGGAGGACACCAUGAAGAAGCCGUUGUGCAUCCUGCCGGGGGGCUCCGGGAAUGCCCUGGCUGCCUCCAUCAACCACUACGCAGGCAAUGAUCACGUCGCCAAGAAGAAGCUGCUGACGAACUGCGCCUUCAUCCUGUGCAAGGGGCUGCACACACAGAUGGACCUGGUCUCGCUGAGCACGGCCUCGGGCAAGCGCCUCUUCUCCUUCCUCGGCUUCGGCUGGGGCUUCAUCUCGGACGUGGACAUCGACAGCGAGAAGUACCGCCGGCUGGGCAACGCCCGCUUCACCCUGGGCACCCUCCAGUGCCUGGCCAAGCUGCGGGUGGUGGUCCCCGAGGAGGAGUUUGUCUCUGUCUAUGCCAUCUACCAGUCCCACCUGGGCACCAACCUGCUGAUGGCACCAGCAGCCCGGCUGCACGAUGGCUGCAUCCACCUCUUCUAUGUGAAGGCUGGCAUCAGCCGCGUGGCACUGCUGAAGAUCUUCCUGGCCAUGGCCAGGGGGACUCACCUAGACUUGAACUGUCCCCACCUGUGCUACGUCCCCGUCCGGGCUUUCCGCCUGGAGCCGCGGACGGCCGCGGGCAUCAUGACGGUGGACGGCGAGGGGCUGCUGGACACACAGGACAGCCACAGCUCAGCCGAGAGGACAGAGGAAGUCAGCGUCUGUAAAUCACCAACCACAAUUCUUGUCUGGUAA